Molecule: messenger RNA, 1466 nt
Organism: Perognathus longimembris pacificus (Pacific pocket mouse)
Lineage: Eukaryota; Metazoa; Chordata; Mammalia; Rodentia; Heteromyidae
Gene: Mettl18
Product: methyltransferase like 18
Exons: 2
Coding region: 310-1419 (369 amino acids)
Biological process (GO): peptidyl-histidine methylation, to form tele-methylhistidine
Molecular function (GO): protein-L-histidine N-tele-methyltransferase activity
Source: RefSeq, a predicted model, not a curated record
CUGCGGGUUGAUUUCCGAGGAGCUUUCCGAGACGCCCUGCUUGCUGUGUCCUGUAUCAUUUGGCUGUCAAUUUUAUAACUAGAUAAGACGUUUCGUGGAGGUAAGGGCACAGUUGAAAGAAGAACAAAGACCUCUAAAAAGUCUUUGGAAACAUUUCUAAAUAUUUGCCAUGGUGUAUAAGCAGCUAAACAGAAACUGACCCAAUGAAAGUAAUUGAAUAAUUGAAGCAGAUGUGAGUAUAUCAUCACCUUGUUUAGAAGUUGAAGCAUCUUCCUUUGAAUUGAAGGAUUCGUUGCACGUAAGAAGAUAAUGUCCUUUCAAUUUAAUUUCACAAUAGAAGACCAGUUUACCGCCCUUGGAGAUGGAGCUUUGACCCUAGAUUCCUCAAAAGAAUCAUCAGCCUCAGAAAGUAGAAAAGGAACACAGAGGGGCAGAAAAUGUUCCACAGCAUCUUCCGAUGUGUCUCAGAAUCAUUUGUUGAAAACUACAUUAAUGGGAAAUACAGACCUCUCCCAAGAUACUGACAACCCACCCAGAGUAACUAAUGGGCCAGGUGAUUUGGAGCCAGGUGAAAGAUAUCCCUGCUUGAGAGUUGCCAAAGAGCAUGCUAUGCCUAAAGAUUUAAAGAAAGUGUUAGAAAAUAAAGUCAGAGAAACACUACCAGGUCUCCAGCAUUUUAAAAUGUCAGUAGUGAAAAACAGCUUGUUGAAAGGGAACUUCCCUGGAGAAAACAUGGUUUCAACAAGCCUUUCCUCUCACUCUGAUUUAAUUCCAGGUGUUUACGAAGGAGGCUUAAAAAUCUGGGAAUGUACUUUUGAUCUUCUGGCUCAUUUGACAAAGGCCAAAAUAAACUUUGCUGGGAAAAAAGUGUUGGAUCUUGGCUGCGGAUCAGGGUUGCUAGGUAUAUUUGCAUUCAAAGUAGGGGCCAAAGAAAUUCAUUUUCAAGAUUAUAACAGUUUGGUGAUUGAUGAAGUGACUUUACCUAACUUGUUGGGUAACUCCACUUUGGAAAAUGAAGAAACUGAUGUCAAGGAACCAGAUAUGAAAAGAUUCAGAAAAUCAGAAGUAGCACAGGAACUAUCUAAAUGUCGUCUUUUUUCUGGGGAAUGGUCUGAGUUUUGCAAGCUUAUACUAAGCCAUGAGGAACUCUUUGUAAAAUAUGACUUCAUUCUCACUUCCGAAACCAUUUACAACCCAGAUUAUUAUAGCGCUUUGCACCAGACAUUCCUCAGACUGUUGGGGGAAAAUGGACGUGUGCUUUUGGCCAGCAAAGCACAUUAUUUUGGUGUUGGUGGAGGUGUUCAUCUUUUUCAGAAGUUUGUAGAAGAAAGGGAUGUAUUUGAGUUUAGAAUCCUUGAAGUAAUUGAUGAAGGACUAAAGAGGUACCUAAUUGAAAUGACAUUUAAGUAUUCAAAUUAAUAUUUGCCAAGACACCUAAGUGAAAUAAACACAAUAACCCAAAAUUU